Bufo gargarizans (Asiatic toad) is the source of this 2716-nucleotide messenger RNA. It is a transcript of the gene AK3, whose product is annotated as adenylate kinase 3. Lineage: Eukaryota; Metazoa; Chordata; Amphibia; Anura; Bufonidae. Gene Ontology annotation, biological process: nucleobase-containing compound metabolic process. The transcript has 5 exons. The record is from RefSeq and is a predicted model, not a curated record. Gene Ontology annotation, molecular function: AMP kinase activity; ATP binding. Gene Ontology annotation, cellular component: cytoplasm; mitochondrion. Bases 268 to 933 code for a protein of 221 amino acids.
CAGAUCACAGGGGGGGAGGAAUCACCAAGUCCAUGCUGGAGGAGGAUCGCAGCCCAGGCGUCCUCAUGAAGCUGCUGCAGCUGCACUUUCUUUUAUAAGUUUUUUUUUUUUUGGUAAUUGUUUUUAUUUAGCUUCUGGAUCUGUGCACACUGCCUCACUGCUCGCACGGCAUCUGCGGGCGGAUCGCACAGGCCACCGUGUUUGAUAACUACCAUUAAGUUUUAAGACUAAGAUCUGUGGAGCUGCAACCCCAAUAUCAUCGGCACGAUGGUGGCUCGCAUGCUGUUCCGGGCAGUGAUCAUGGGGCCCCCAGGAUCGGGGAAGGGGACGAUCUCGGACAGGAUUGUGAAGCACUUCGCCCUCAAGCACUUGUCCAGCGGGGACUUGCUUAGGCUGAACAUCCAGAAGAAGACAGAAGUUGGUAUACUGGCGAAAUCUUACAUCGAACAAGGUCAGCUAGUUCCAGAUGGUGUGAUCACCCGGCUAAUCGUACAAGAGCUGAACAACUUUGGUGAACAUAACUGGCUGCUAGAUGGCUUCCCAAGAACUGUUCCUCAAGCACAAGCCCUAGAUAAGGCCCACCAAAUAAACACUGUCAUUGACUUGAAUGUUCCGUUUCAGACUAUUAAGGAUCGUCUCACUGCUCGGUGGAUCCACCCUGCUAGUGGAAGAGUAUAUAACACAGAAUUCAAUCCACCAAAAGUUUCAGGCAUUGACGAUCUUACUGGAGAACCACUAGUUCAGCGUGAAGAUGACAAGCCAGAAACUGUCACCAAGAGACUAAAUGCUUAUGAGGCUCUUACAAAACCUGUCUUGGAAUAUUACAAAAACAAGGGUGUCUUGGAAACGUUUUCUGGAACUGAGACCAACAAGAUCUGGCCCCAUGUUCAUUCCUUCCUGCAAACAAAGCUUCCUGACGCAAGUCAAGAGUAAAUGAAGACCGGAAGGGAGAUGCACCGAGACCCGGACUAUGAGUUGCCAACCGCUGAACAUGAAUAUUUUUAAUCGUUUAAUCCAGCGCUUUUCCUUUUUAACUUCAUGCUACUCAUUUUAUGUGCCUGCUAUUUUAUUGCCUUUUUAACUAUUUUUCUGAGAGUAGUAGUAUUUUAAUAACGGACAUGUAGAAUCAUGUUUUCAGUUUUUAUACUGAUGUAACAGGUAAAAUUGGGAAGAAAAGGUGUAAAAACAAAACACAACAUGUGAAUAAUGAUUUUAAAUGUCAUGACCUCCUUUUAGCCACAGCAGCUUUUGCUUCUGUAUACUACUUCAUUUAUUCUUCUUGCUGCCUGAAGUGAUUGCUCCAGAAGUAAGUGAUUCUUGAAUUUCUAAGAAUGUGAUGGCUGUUGAUUGUGGUUGAAUCCACUUAAUAUAUUUGUAUUAACAUAAUGUAGUCUAAAGAGAGAAAUAUUAGCUUUUAUAUUUGUACUCCUUUAUGUGAGAAAUGACUCGGUAUGUCACAUUUUCAUUUCAGGGUUUUCCUUCCAGAUUCUAUUGAUCACUGAUCUAUAGGCUACUUCUGUAUCUCCAACAGACCCAAAGUAUUGUCCACACAUCACGUCCCAUUGGUAGUCCACUAAGUCAAGCCAGUACUAUGAAUAUUGCAUUGAGGCAGUUACUGGCAUGUCUUCUGUUGUGAGGACCAUGCUGUGCUGGUAACGUUGUUUGUACUGCUUGGAACAUGGUCGUCUUCAUCAGAGCCAUUUCCAACUGGACGUACACUCUACAGGUUUAGUGAUGUGACUUCUAUCACAUAGUUCUGAAAAGAUGAAUUGAAUGGUUUGGUUUUGCUUUCCGUCAUAUAUUUAUAUAGACACAUUGAAUGUUAUGCUACAGCCAUCAUUGACAACUGAUGGCUGCAGAUAGAAGGUUUUCAGAGUCUAGGUUGAAGCUACUGAUGAUACAUGACUUACAGACUCCUAUUACUUGUGACGAAGCAUGGACUGGCUUCCUAUUGCCUGAUAGGUAUAUGAAGGGUAGAUUCAAAUUGGCAUUUACAAGAUUCCAUAUUUUAAAGUAAUUGUCCGUCUUUUAACAUCUUUGUUUUUUAAGCCCAACAUGAUGUGCUAAUUAGAGGUCAGGACUCAAUUCUUCUGAUAGACAGCUCCAAAUUGUAUGCAGCUAUAAAGUAAAAUUAAGCCAUUUUGGCUGCCUUCUUGCCACUUAGCGAACAUAGGCAUUUUAUUUUUGAGUUCAUAGUAUAGCAGUAUGCAGCAAAACUCCUAAGCUCCCCCUAGUGGUGGCCGAAGUUAGACCGGGGUUGCCCAGGGUUAGAAAAACAUGUCCGAUUGAUUCUAAAAACAGUGCCACACCUGUCCACAGGUUGUGCGUCAUAGUGCAUCUCAGCCCCAUUCAGGCCAUCUGAGCUGCAGUGCCAGGCACAAUCCACGGACAAGUGUGGCCCUGUUUGUAGCUUGAUUUUCUAGGCCUGGACAAGGCUUCUAUAUGUAUGAAUGUGCUAUAAACAUACAUAUAGUAUUUGAUAAGUAAUCAGCACAGAAUUCUGGGCAUACAUAGAUAAAAUAGGACAGAAGAACCCGAGUUAAUAGUUUCAUUGCAGACUAGACGAGCCAGUAAUUUGCAAGUAAAAUUGUUAUCUGUAGUUAUAAUGUAUGUGCAUAUACCCGUAUGAUCUUGUCUUUUUUCUCUGUGAACGUGCUUGGUUAAAGAUCUGAUUGCGUCUUCUGUACCGUGAUUGAAAUAAUGUGAUUAUACUAGA